GACAAGCAGAGUCUAAAAUCCGUCCAGGAGGCCGUACCAACAAACUAUUAACUACACGUACUUGCACUUGUAGCGUCGUACACGGCAGACAAAGUAAAAUAAUAUAGUGUCGAUAUGUAAAAAAAAAAGUUAACUUGGCUCCUACGCUGGCCGUUCAACUGGAGGGGGGUAACAGAAUGGAGACAACACGGCACUCAGUUGUGGGUGCGUGCGCCUUUCCCGAUACAUUUGUGAGGGCUUAGCCGAAUGGUCUUUAAUGCCUCGUUCCCUUGCGCACGUAGCGUUCGCAGCUAAAGCCACUGUCAAAACCUGACGCGCUGUAGAAUAAUGGAAGAAGACGAGCCGAUGGAAUGCGAAUCCGGGGCGCAUCCAUGCCUAGAACAGAUAGAUUCUCUCUCAUUAAUAAUAAGCGCAGAAGAGGAGGAAGCCCAAAGGCACAGCGACUCCGGACUCCAUUCGGCAGGGGAAGACGGCCCGAUCAACGGUCACGGUACGGACGACGGCGAGGACGCGGCCACGCCCCUCUGCUCCCAGGGCACCAGCUACUGGAGCGUCAGCGAGGGCCCCGACUUCCCCUUCCUGCUGUCUCCGGCGCCCAAGCCCCCGGCGGCGGCGGCGGCGACGCCCCAGCGCAAGCUGUCCCAGCCGCGCUCGGAGCGGGCCUCCCGGCCGGGCCUGAGCCGCAUCCCGGGCCGGGACCACCGCCGGUACUACCACGAGUACUGGCGCAGCGAGUACCUGAUGGACUUCGACCCGCGGCGGCACGGCAUGAUCUGCAUGGUGUGCGGCAGCUCGCUGGCCACGCUCAAGCUCAGCACCAUCAAGCGCCACAUCCGCCAGAAGCACCCCGACUCGCUGCUCUGGAGCCUGGCCGACAAGGAGGUGAUCCGCUCGGGCUGGGAGAGCCACCUGAGCCUGGAGGGCGGGCAGAGGCCCUACUGCACGGAGGAGGGCGCGGGGCCGGAGGGCGUGCUGAGCUGCGCCCGGCGCUCCGCUGGUAAACCUGCGAGUCCCGGCACCCCGAAACGGCAGCCCUCGUCGGCGGGCAGCGCAGAGGAGGGGGCGGGGGCAGGGGGGGCCUCUCCGGACCCCUCGGCGAACACGCUGGAGCGCUACCUGAACGACUCGCUGCACGCCUGGUUCCGCCAGGAGUUCCUGAUGGAGUACGAGGCCGGGCGCGGCCGUCUGCUCUGCAUGGUCUGUGGCUGCCAGCUGCCCUCGCUGCACCUGGACCACAUCAAGCGCCACGUGCUGGACGUCCACCCCAACUCCCUGGUGUACAGCGCCGAGGAGAAGCACUGCAUCCUGCAGACCUGGGCCAAGAGGCAAGAAUACGAUCCCCUGAGAGGCAGCAUUCCUGUCAAAUCUGAGCCCUGCUCCGGGGAUGGGGGACCCCAGGGGGAUGGCUUACUCGCUGCGGAAUCGGGGAACGUGGAACCCGCCAGGAGCGCGGAGCCCGGGCAGGGAACGGGAGCGCCGAGCCGUGGCCCCAGGAGCCCCCGUGCCCCCCUCCCUCAGCGCUGGCGCCUGGAGUACCUGGUGGGCCGCGGGCCAGGGGGGCGGGGGCUGAGCUGCAUGGUGUGCUCCGAGCCCCUUCCCGUCGGCAGGGUCAGCAGCUUCCGCCGGCACAUGCAGGAGCGCCACCCGGAGGCGGCCAACCUCGGCCGGACCGAGCGCCAGGCCCUGGUGGACGCCUGGGACCAAGAGUUCACACCUCCGCUGCAGUCACCUCCACCACCACUGCUGCCUCUGCUGCUGCAUUCUGGAGGCGAAGACUUGCAAACGCAAGAAGAAACCGCCCCAAAUGUACCCACCAGCCUGGCAGAGAGGGGCACAGCCUCGUCCCCUCCCAAAACGGCAGAUCGACGCAGCAGCGGGACGGAUGAGGGGGGCGGGCCCAGAGAUGGGGCGAGGUCGACGUUAAUGGUAACGGCGAUAAGGCAGAGCCACUACCCGGGCAAGGACCAGCGGCGGAACUACCAGGUGCGCUGGCGGCUGGAGUACCUGAUGGACUAUGACUGCCGGCGGCAUGGCCUCAUCUGCAUGGUGUGCGGGGCGGCGCUGGCCACCCUCAAAGUGAGCACCAUCAAGCGCCACAUCCUGCAGGUGCACCCCGACUCGCUGGGCUACGGCCCCGCCGAGAGGCAGCAGGCCACGCUCAGCUACAACCAGACCGCGCUCCGCUUCGUCCACUCCGACGGCUGCUUCUCCCCCCGGAACCACGGGAGCGCCGGGAAUAUUGUCGGGAAUGCCGCGGGCCACCUGGGCCACGCCGCUGGGUUCUGUCUCUCCCCCCAGCACCCCCUGCCUUCCAGCUCCAAAAACAUACCAUGGGAAGGGGAGGGCUUGGAUGUGCCUUGACGUGGGGUUGCGACUGUCAGUCGUCUGUGUUUGACUGGAUUCAUGGGGAGGAGAAAGAAGCUCAUUGCAGACAUACCACAAAGAUAUCCACCCACCCAUCCAUUAUCUAGUUCACUUAUUCCUGGUCGAGGUUGCUGGUGGACUGGGGCCCAUCCCAGCAUCCGCUGAGGUGAGAGGCAGGAAUACACCCUAGACAGGUUGCCAAUCCAUCGCAGAGCACACACAGCAUUUACUCACACACCCUUUACCUAUGAGUACCUGGAGGAAGCCCACGCAGACACAAGGAGAAGAUGCAGGCUGAUGCACCAAAAAUAUGUUGUCCUUUAUUUGUACACUUGUUUCCCUGGAGGGAAAUGUUCUGAGAUCCACCCACCCCCCUCCCCUCCCCCCACUCUCUGCCUCACUCCCCUGUCCCCAUGGAGACCAACCUUCCCAUGAUGCACUGCAGAGUAGAAAAACACAGACGUAAAUGCCACUUGAAGAGUGUGCUCAAUAAUAAUCAUUUUUAUAUGACUUCUUCUAUGUUAAAGAAAAGCUGCCAUCACACAGCAGUAGCCUGUGAGUGCUGUUGAUUUAAUCUGAUCUAUGCUGCUCUGACUGAUUUCUUCCCAUAAUAAAAUGAAAUUGUAAGCA
Conger conger (European conger) is the source of this 2994-nucleotide messenger RNA. It is a transcript of the gene zfta, whose product is annotated as zinc finger translocation associated. The coding region runs from base 328 to 2361 and encodes 677 amino acids. The transcript has 5 exons. The record is from RefSeq and is a predicted model, not a curated record. NCBI's taxonomy places the organism in Eukaryota, Metazoa, Chordata, Actinopteri, Anguilliformes, Congridae. Gene Ontology annotation, biological process: negative regulation of DNA-templated transcription.